Messenger RNA from Acanthochromis polyacanthus (spiny chromis), 3500 nucleotides. RefSeq lists its product as uncharacterized. Bases 92 to 3121 code for a protein of 1009 amino acids. Gene Ontology annotation, cellular component: cytoplasm; intracellular membrane-bounded organelle. Gene Ontology annotation, molecular function: iron ion binding; oxidoreductase activity, acting on paired donors, with incorporation or reduction of molecular oxygen, reduced flavin or flavoprotein as one donor, and incorporation of one atom of oxygen; heme binding. Gene Ontology annotation, biological process: xenobiotic metabolic process. The transcript is spliced from 19 exons. Lineage: Eukaryota; Metazoa; Chordata; Actinopteri; Pomacentridae. The record is from RefSeq and is a predicted model, not a curated record.
CCCAUCUCACCGAGACACUAUCAGACAACCACUAUACUGUCAGCUGAAUCAAACUGUGGUUCCUCAGAGGGUUUUUUCUCAUAUUUUCAACAUGAUUUUUCAGAUUCUAUUUGAUUCUAUGGAUUUUACUAGUUGGCUGCUGUUUGGUUUUGCAUUGCUGCUUUUGAUUGAUGUGGUGAGAAACUGGAGACCUCGCAGCUUUCCUCCAGGACCCUGGGCUAUGCCUUUUCUUGGAAAUAUCUCCACUCCGCUUGACUUCAAAACAAUGGAGAAGCUGAGUCAAGAGUACGGCCCUGUGUUCAGCUUGAGGAAAGGCAGUGAGAAGAUGGUGUUUGUUUCAGGAUACAAGAUGAUCAAAGAGGCCCUUGUCAACCAGCUCGACAGUUUCACUGAUCGACCAAUUGUCCCUCUCUUCCACGUUAUCUUCAAAGGCAUUGGUAUAGCUCUGAGCAAUGGUUAUCUGUGGAAGAAGCAGAGGAAGUUUGCCAACGCUCACCUGCGAUACUUUGGAGAGGGCAAGAAGUCACUGGAGAAAUACACUGAAGUGGAGAGUAACUUCCUCUGUGAGGCCUUUGCAGAUGAGCAAGGAAAGCCAUUCAACCCCCACUACACCUUAACAAAUGCAGUGAGCAAUAUCAUCUCCUCUGUGGUCUUUGGACAUCGCUUUGAAUACAGCGAUUCGACCUUCCGUAAGGUUCUAGAGUUGGACAACGAAGCCGUUCUUCUGAUGGGUUCAGCUCAGACUCAGCUGUAUGAUGCCUUCCCUAGCUUGUUUAAUUAUCUGCCAGGACCGCACCAGACCGUCCUUGCCAACUACAGGGACAUCGUAGAUUUUUUGAAGAAGCAAAUACAAAAACAUCAGGAGGAGUGGAACCCAGACGACCCUCGUGAUUAUAUCGAUGUGUACCUGGCAGAGAUGGAGAAGAAUGAACAGGAUCCCCAGGCUGGCUUCAACCUGGAAACGCUGGCGGUUUGCACCCUCGACCUGAUCGAGGCUGGAACAGAAACGGUGGCCACAACUUUACGUUGGGCCCUCGUACACAUGAUAAACUACCCAGACAUACAGGAAAAAGUCCAGGCGGAGAUAGACAGAGUGAUUGGACAGUCUCGUCAGCCCACACUGGCCGACAGACCCAACCUGCCCUACACUGAUGCUGUCAUCCAUGAGAGCCAAAGGUUAGGAAACGUCGUUCCUAUGGGAUUCCCAAAAAUGGCCAGUAAAGACAGUACCCUGGGAGGAUACUUCAUUCCUAAGGGCACAUCUGUUACUACGAUACUGUCGUCUGCACUGUUUGAUAAGAAUGAGUGGGCGACUCCAGAUGUAUUCAAUCCCGAGCAUUUCUUGGAUUCAAAGGGCCAGUUCCUUAGAAAAGAUGCCUUCAUACCAUUUUCAGCAGGUAAACGUGUGUGUAUCGGGGAACGUCUGGCCAGAAUGGAGUUAUUCCUUUUCUUUACGUCUCUCCUCCAACGCUUCACCCUCUCUGCUGCUCCUGGAGAAAUGCCCAGUUUGGAGGGUGUGAUGGGCUUCACUUAUUCCCCCGAAGACUUCAGGAUGCUGGCUGUGCCUCGAUUGGAGUUGUGCAUUUCCAUGAGGUCACUGAGGAAAGUUCAGAGGCGCCAUCUAACCAUGUGGCUCUUUAAUUUUUUGCUAAGUUUUGACCUGAAGGGACUAUUCCUGUUUAUUCUUCUGUUUAUUCUAAUAGCAGACUACCUUAAAAACAGGAGUCCACCUAAUUUUCCUCCAGGACCACGGGGUCUACCCAUCGUGGGGAAUGUCUUGAGUGUGGAUGGCAAACACCCACACAAAUAUUUCACCAAGCUGGCUGAAACCUACGGGAAUGUGUACAGUGUCCGCAUGCGUGGUGACAGGAUAGUGUUUGUGUGUGGGUACAAGAUGCUGAAGGAAGCCAUCAUAACACAAGCUGAAAGCUUCGUGGAUCGACCAUACAGUGCGAUGUUUGAAAGGUUUUACUUAGGAGCAUCAGGUGGUCUGUUUGUGAGCAACGGUGAAACAUGGAGGAAACAGCGACGCUUUGCUUUGUCAACCUUACGUACCUUUGGAAUGGGCAAAAACAUCACAGAACAGUGUAUCUGUGAGGAGCUCCGACACCUGCAGGGGGAAAUGGAGAAGGAAAAAGGCCGACCUUUCAACCCAGCAACCCUCUUCAACAAUGCUGUAUCCAACAUUAUCUGCCAGAUGGUGAUGGGGAGAAGGUUUGACUACAAUGACCACAACUUCCAGAUCAUGCUGAAGCAUCUGGCUGAGAUUCUUCGCUUGGAGGGCUCCAUAUGGGCUCUACUCUAUGAUUCCUUCCCCAGACUGAUGAAGCACCUGCCAGGUCCUCACAACCAGCUCUUCAGCCAUCAUGUCACAGUCCAAGACUUCUUUAAAAAGGAGGUGGACAGGCACAAGAAGGACCUGGACCGCAACAAUCCUCGAGACUACAUCGAUGCUUUCCUUACUGAGAUGGAGAACUACAAAGAGGGUGAACUGGGAUUCACCGACACAAAUCUGGCUCUGUGCUCUAUGGAUCUGUUCCUGGCUGGAACAGAAACUUCUGCCACCACUAUGCUGUGGGCUUUGGUUUACCUCAUGAAAUACCCUGAGAUCCAGGAGAAAGUCCAGGCUGAGAUAGACAGAGUGAUCGGACAGAACCGCCAGCCCUCCAUGGCUGACAGACCAAACAUGCCCUACACUGAUGCUGUCAUCCACGAAGUUCAGAGGAUGGGAAAUAUUGUUCCGCUCAAUGGAGGAAGGAUGUCUUGCAAGGAUACAACACUGGGUGGUUACUUCAUUCCAAAGGGUACGUCCUUGAUGCCAUUCCUGACCUCUGUGCUGUUUGACAAGAACGAAUGGGAGACUCCAGACACCUUCAAUCCAGGACACUUCCUAGAUGCUGGAGGGAAGUUUGUGAAGAGAGAAGCCUUCCUGCCUUUCUCUGCAGGGAAGCGUGUGUGUCUUGGAGAAGGCCUCGCCAAGAUAGAACUGUUUCUUUUUAUGGUGGGUUUACUGCAGAAGUUCUCUUUUUCUGUUCCUGAUGGAGAUGAGCUGACUACAGAAGGCAUUACUGGAACUACUCGUGUACCUGUUCCCUUCAAAGUUUGUGCAAAGGCCCGCUGAAUUAUGCAGCAUCUAACAGAACCGUUCUCCAAUUAAAUGACGCAUAGCUGAGGAAAUGCUUUAGGAGAUAAAAAUGUGAUUACUUUUCAGUCAGAGAUUUUUAUCCCUGUGUGAUUGAACCUGUUCAUUCUCUCCCUCUAAAACAAAUUCUCUGUCACAAAGUUAUUUCCACACAACAAUAUUCUUGUAUUAUAAUCCCUAUUGCCAAAAUUUAAAUCAAGAUUUUGUAAACGGUCACACUGAAAAAUUAUAAUAAAGCUGUACUGUUUUUUUUUAAUCAAUCAGUUAUGUGACUGAGUAGGCCAUUUGUUUACAGUGAACACCCAUUUGAAAACAUCUGUUAAUGACUAAUAAAUGAUUUGAUGAUUUAUGUCAUAAA